Messenger RNA from Physella acuta, 4919 nucleotides. RefSeq names its product protein zyg-11 homolog B. NCBI's taxonomy places the organism in Eukaryota, Metazoa, Mollusca, Gastropoda, Physidae. Gene Ontology annotation, cellular component: Cul2-RING ubiquitin ligase complex. The record is from RefSeq and is a predicted model, not a curated record.
GGUGUAGCCAAUAUGGCUGUCUUUAGUUAAUGCAAUAUUAUUUUACCACUUCAGUGGGAACUACGAUCUAUUUUGCAACUCAACUGUAUAAUUUUAUAAACGAUAAAAUACUCUUAUUGUUAUUUUGCUUGUGGGUCCCUACCAGCCCAACUUGUCGGCCAUUAUUUAAAAAAUGUACGACACACCAAUGAGCCUGCAGAUCUGCUGCGUGGACUUUAUAUGUGACAAUCUGUCUGCACUGUGCGAGGUGCAGCCGGCUGCCACAGCAGACCCUAAACAAACCAAGAUGGUGUUUAAAGACCCUGAGACCUGUUUCCAUGCCAACCUCUCUGACCAGCUGCUCUCUACACUCAGUGAAAAGGGCAAGCUCAAUGAUGAGUCGCUGUCAUUAUUUGAUCCCAGCGUCACUGCCCUGCGCCAUGUCAGCAUCCACAAUGCACCAGUGACUAGUAGGGGACUCAGAAUUCUUAAAGGUCACAGGGUGUCUCAGCUGGAGGUGACAGGCAUUAAAGAUGUCACAGUCAAUGACAUCAUUGGUUGUCUUGGAGAAUGGACACUGUCCAAUCUUCGCAUCCUGAAUGUCAGCAGAAACACUUUCCUCAACAACUCCAAAUUUUGUGUAGUUGUCUCCCUGUCCAAACUAAGAAACCUCCACACACUCAACGUCAGUUUCACAGAGUUCAACCGCCACGGACUGGAAAUAAUUGCUGAAGAUCUCCCUUGUCUAGAGGUGUUAGAUAUUUCUUGCACUGAAAUCAAUGACAUCUCACCUCUGAGGAAAUGUAAAAACCGCUUGAAGUCCCUGAGCAUGUACAACCUGCAGCUGCACAAGAACUCUGACCCCAUCGGUGUGGUCAGUGACCUGGUGCACCUGGUCCAGUUGGAUGUCUCUAACGAUGCCACUCGCGAGUCUAUCAUCACCUCGGUGGCCACAGAACGUUUCCAGGUGCCAGAAUACCUGUCUAGGUGUGAGACCAACCCAAACUUAAUCUCCGUUGAUGUUUCUGGGGCAGCUGACGUUGCACCAUGUAUUGUAGAGUCUUUUCUAGAAAAACAUCCAAAAUUAAAUUUCUUUGGCCUAGCCUUGACGUCAAUAUCAGAAUAUGAGAUGUUCCAGCCUGAAAGUAGUUGGCACCGUUCACAUGCUGAUCUGAAGAUAUCUGGUGAGUCAACAGAAGCCCAGAUAAUGGAGUCACUGCGCAGAUACUUACCACGCAGCACCUACAUGCAGAAGGCUCUGUUUAAACUCUUCAAUCUAUCCCAGGGGACAGAGGAGCCAAGGGAAGACAUUAUCAAGCUGGUGCUACCAGCCAUGAAGAGCCACCCCAAGAUUCUCUCUGUGCAGAUGGCUGCGACUGCCUGCCUUUACAACCUGACCCGCGGAGACGUGGGCUUGAAGAUCCACCCUGUCAUGCUGUCCAAGUGUGUCGACCUGACCCUCACAGCCAUGGAGAACUUCCCCAACCACCAACAGCUACAAAAAAAUGCCCUGCUCACCAUUUGCAGUGACAGAAUCCUGCAGGAAGUGAACUUUGAUCGUUUCCGCUGCUCCAGACUUGUCAUGGAAUGUAUGUGCCAGUUUGAUGAUGCUUCAAUGAACCGCAUGUCUGUGGCCAUUUGCUCCAUACUUGCUGCUAAGAUCUCAACAGAACAGACCACUAUACUUGGGGCCAAGGCUCGCUACAUGAAGAAGCUGUUGAUGCUGGUGGAAGAGAGACUGGUCAAUCAUGAGCUUGAUAUCACACUCAGAUUUACUCUAAGUGCACUCUGGAAUCUUACAGAUGAGGCCCCAUCAACAUGUAACGUCUUCCUGACAGAGGGUGGCCUUGAACUCUUCAUGAAACUCUUGCAGCUGACAGAUGGGGAGGAGACGGAGAACCAUGUUCAAGUGGAGACCAAAAUUCUUGGCUUGCUGAACAACAUAGCUGAGGUGAAAAUACUGCGCCACAAGCUGAUGAGAGAAGAUUUUAUCAUGCUGAUUAAGCAGAUGCUAGGUGGCAAACACAUUGAUGUCAGCUACUUUGCUGCUGGUAUCUUGGCCCAUCUGUGCAGUGAUGGUGAUGAGGCUUGGAGAAGUAUUGCUGGUCUUGAUAGAUACGACAUUUUGGAAGAUUUGAGGACUGUUGUCUCCAACUGGGACCAACCUAAGGCUGAAAUGGUGGCAUACAGGUCUUUUAGUCCAUUUUUCCCACUUCUACAAAGUCAGGACACACCCAUUCAGCUCUGGGCCGUUUGGGCCAUCCAUCAUGUCUGCUCAAAGAAUGGUAAGCGCUACCUGACUCUACUGAAUGAUGAAGGUGGACAUGAACACAUCUACCAACUGAUGCAGUCCUCCAACAUUGACCCCAAAGUUCUGGCCAUUUGUCAGGAGAUUCUGGACAAGCUGAAGGAACAUAAGGGGAGACCACCCAGAUCUUGUCAAGACAUGGAGUUUUAACCUGGGGGAGGGCUAGAUCAUGUCAUGGCUAGAUCAUGUCAUGGCUAGAUCAUGUCAUGGCUAGAUCAUGUCAUAGCUAGAUCAUGUCAUGGCUAGAUCAUGUCAUGGCUAGAUCAUGUCAUGGCUAGAUCAUGUCAUGGCUAGAUCAUGUCAUGGCAUUUGAUUGGUACUUGUUACAAAUGUUGUUUGAUUCACUCUUUCAUGCUUCUAUUUCUUGGCUGAAAUAGUUUUAGAUGCUACACACAUUUGAUUUUUCCAUCUGAUUUGGGCUGGGUCCCGUCAUUGCAUGCCGUCCAGGAAGGACUGGACACCAAAUGUAACUUGCAUUGGCUGGAAUCUAAUGUUGGCAGCAGUCUAAUAGCAUUCAAUUCAAGGUUGAACUAACUGGCCAGAAGUUGACAGAUGAACUAACUGGCCAGAAGUUGACAGAUGAGCUACCUGGCCAUAAGUUGACAGAUGAACUACCUGGCCAUGACAGAUGAACUAACUGGCCAUAAGUUGACAGAUGAACUACCAGGCCAUAAGUUGACAGAUGAAAUAACUGGCCAUGACAGAUGAACUACCUGGCCAUAAGUUGACAGAUGAACUACCUGGCCAUAAGUUGACAGAUGAACUACUUGGCCAUAAGUUGACAGAUGAACUACCUGGCCAUAAGUUGACAGAUGAACUACCUGGCCAUAAGUUGACAGAUGAACUAACUGGCCAUGACAGAUGAACUACCUGGCCAUAAGUUGACAGAUGAACUAACUGGCCAUAAGUUGACAGAUGAACUAACUGGCCAUAAGUUGACAGAUGAACUACCUGGCCAUAAGUUGACAGAUGAACUACCUGGCCAUAAGUUGACAGAUGAGCUACCUGGCCAUAAGUUGACAGAUGAACUACCUGGCCAUAAGUUGACAGAUUAACUACCUGGCCAUAAGUUGACAGAUGAACUAACUGGCCAUGACAGAUGAACUACCUGGCCAUAAGUUGACAGAUGAACUAACUGGCCAUAAGUUGACAGAUGAACUACUUGGCCAUAAGUUGACAGAUGAACUACCUGGCCAUAAGUUGACAGAUGAACUACCUGGCCAUAAGUUGACAGAUGAGCUACCUGGCCAUAAGUUGACAGAUGAACUACCUGGCCAUAAGUUGACAGAUUAACUACCUGGCCAUAAGUUGACAGAUGAACUAACUGGCCAUGACAGAUGAACUACCUGGCCAUAAGUUGACAGAUGAACUACCUGGCCAUAAGUUGACAGAUGAGCUACCUGGCCAUAAGUUGACAGAUGAACUACCUGGCCAUGACAGAUGAACUACCUGGCCAUAAGUUGACAGAUGAACUACCUGGCCAUAAGUUGACAGAUGAACUACCUGGCCAGAAGUUGACAGAUGAACUACCUGGCCAUAAGUUGACAGAUGAACUACCUGGCCAUAAGUUGACAGAUGAACUACCUGGCCAUAAGUGGUAGUGUUGACUGAAUUCUAGUCAAGGAAAAUAAAGAGCACAGAAUCCCUUUAGAAACAGGUGAACUCUACAGCAUCUACCCUAUGUAUACCCUGGGUAUUUGACUUGACCUGGUAUGACUGUAAAAAUAAUAAUUAUGUAAGAACUUAUGUGAACUAACUUUAAAUGGCUUAUGUUAAUUUUUAACUUGGUGGACUGGAGGUAAAUACCAUUGGUGUGGGGGGGGGGGGGGGGGUGCUGACAUUUUCAGUUGUAGAUAUAAGUGUGGUUCUCAUAAAGAACCAUGUGAGUGUGUUCGUGUUAGAGCACUAUGGUGAUGUUGUCCCACAACACACUGGUGAUGUUGUUGUCCCACAACACACUGGUGAUGUUGUUGUCUCACAACACACUGGUGAUGUUGUUUAUUAAUGUUGUUAGUAAUGAUGACAUCACUCAGGGGGGGGGGGGUCUCCUAGGUGUGUCCUGGCUGGUGGCCGUAGUGAGACAAAUCUUACACCAAACUUUUGGUCAGCAGCGGACCAAACUUUUGGUCAGCGGCGGACCAAACAUUUGGUCAGCGGCGGACCAAACUUUUGGUCAGCGGCGGACCAAACUUUUGGUCAGCGGCGGACCAAACAUUUGGUCAGCGGCGGACCAAACAUUUGGUCAGCGGCGGACCAGAUUGGUGGGGGUCACAAGAUGGGCUCACCAGCCUGUCUUACAAAGCUGUACCAAGUUGAUUAGUAUGUCUUGGUUUUUUUAUGUCUAGGGCAAGUCCUUAGGUGGCCAGAUUUUCUGGUCAAACCAAAUACUCUGUGAUGUCAAAGUUUUGCCUGUAUGGAUAUUUUUCUCUGCUAUUUUAAACUACAAUGUGUACAAAAAUAAAAUUUGUUUUCAUGUAAAAAAUUGAGUGUCUUGAUUCCUUAGGUGGGGUUGCCCCAUCUGAAACCAUUGAUUGUUGUUUCAAGUUUAAUUAAAGCAUUCAACAGCAAUUAGCGCUCUAGGCACGCAGAUCUCAGGCCAUAUCAGUAUGACAAUGUGUGUUAAUGCUGGCCU